AUGCCUUCAUUGAUGUAUUUGUUAAAUCUAGUAUGGACAACAACAGCAAGUAUGACUUAUGCACGAGAUUAUCACACAGCGUCUGUCUUAGCGAAUGGAACAGUGUUAGUUGUAGGUGGAUACAACAUUAAUAGUACUUCUCUAAGCAGCGCUGAAUUAUAUAGCCCCUCAACAAAUACUUGGAUAACAAUAGCAAAUAUGACUUAUGCACGAGCUUUUCACACAGCAUCUGUCUUGGCGAAUGGAAACGUGUUAGUUGUAGGUGGAUACAACAUUAAUAGGAGCUCUUUAAGCAGCGCUGAACUAUAUAAUCCAUCGACAAAUACUUGGACAACAACAGCAAGUAUGACUUAUGCACGAGCUUAUCACACAGCAUCUGUCUUAGCGAAUGGAACAGUGUUAGUUGUAGGUGGAUACAACACUAGUACUUCUUUAAGCAGCGCUGAACUAUAUAAUCCAUCAACAGGUACUUGGACAACAGCAGCAAGUAUGACUUACGCGCGACGAAUUCACACAGCAUCCGUCUUCGCAGAUGGAACAGUGUUCGUUGUAGGUGGAUUCAGCACUAGUAGUAUUGUAAGCAGCGCUGAACUAUAUAAUCCAUCAACAAACACUUGGACAACAAAAGCAAGUAUGACUUAUCCACGACGAAGUCAGACAGCGGCUGUCUUGGUGAAUGGAAACGUGUUAGUUGUAGGUGGAUUCAACAUGAAUAGUAGUUCUUUAAGCAGCGCUGAACUAUAUAAUCCAUCGACAAAUACUUGGAUAACAAUAGCAAUGUUAGUUGUAGGUGGAUACAGCAACGGUAAUGUUGUAGGCAGUGUUGAAUUAUAUGAUCCAUCAACUAAUACUUGGACAACAACAGCAAGUAUGGCUUAUCCACGAGACUAUCACACAGCAUCUGUCUUAACAAAUGGCACCAUAUUAGUUAUAGGUGGAUACAAUAUUGGGCCCUUGAACAGUGCUGAGUUAUAUUAA
This is a messenger RNA of Adineta ricciae, 978 nucleotides long. NCBI's taxonomy places the organism in Eukaryota, Metazoa, Rotifera, Eurotatoria, Adinetida, Adinetidae. The record is from the annotation of a GenBank genome assembly.